GUGACGGACAGCUACUCCAUGGACGCCUUCUUCAUCACGGACGGGCGUUCGCGUCGGCGCAGCGAGAGCCAACGCCGCGGCAGCCACCGUCACUCCUGCCCCGAGUGCGGCAAGACCUACGCCACCUCCUCCAACCUCAGCCGGCACAAGCAGACCCACCGCAGCCUGGACAGCAAGAUGGCGAGGAAAUGCCCCACCUGCGGCAAGGCUUACGUCUCCAUGCCCGCCCUGGCCAUGCACGUCCUCACCCACAACCUCAAGCAC
Messenger RNA from Antrostomus carolinensis (chuck-will's-widow), 264 nucleotides. RefSeq names its product transcriptional repressor scratch 2-like. The annotation marks the transcript as partial. NCBI's taxonomy places the organism in Eukaryota, Metazoa, Chordata, Aves, Caprimulgiformes, Caprimulgidae. The transcript has a single exon. The record is from RefSeq and is a predicted model, not a curated record.